Oryza brachyantha (malo sina) is the source of this 534-nucleotide messenger RNA. Its product is annotated as pathogenesis-related protein PRB1-2-like. The record is from RefSeq and is a predicted model, not a curated record. Bases 1 to 534 code for a protein of 177 amino acids. NCBI's taxonomy places the organism in Eukaryota, Viridiplantae, Streptophyta, Magnoliopsida, Poales, Poaceae. Gene Ontology annotation, cellular component: extracellular region. The transcript has a single exon.
AUGGAGGCAUCAAACAAAGCUGCAGGCUUCGCCAUGGUGAUGGCCAUGGCGGUUUCGGCCAUGAUGGUCACCACGUCGAUGGCGCAGAACUCGGCCAAGGACUUCGUCGACCUCCACAACGCCGCCCGGGCCGCGGUGGGCGUCGGCCCGGUGACGUGGGACGCCAAGGUCGCGGAGUACGCCGCGGGCUACGCGAGGCAGCGCGCCGGCGACUGCAAGAUGGUGCACUCCGGCGGCAAGAACGGGGCCUACGGCGAGAACCUGUGGUGGGGCUCCGCCGGCCGGGCGUGGACGGCGGCGGACGCGGUGACCAAGAGCGACUUCGCGUGGGUGAAGGAGAAGCAGUGGUACCACCACGCCGGCAACCGCUGCUCGGCGCCGGCGGGCAAGACGUGCUACCACUACACGCAGGUGGUGUGGCGCCGCUCGACGGCCAUCGGCUGCGCCCGCGUCGUCUGCAACGGCAACCUCGGCGUCUUCAUCAUCUGCAACUACUCACCGGCGGGCAACAUACGAGGGCAGAGCCCAUACUAG